Molecule: messenger RNA, 324 nt
Organism: Drechmeria coniospora
Lineage: Eukaryota; Fungi; Ascomycota; Sordariomycetes; Hypocreales; Ophiocordycipitaceae
Exons: 1
Coding region: 1-324 (107 amino acids)
Source: RefSeq, a predicted model, not a curated record
AUGGCCGAAAUACGUGCACGAAACGUGAAGACGACGAAAAUGGGGCCGUACUGUAAGGAGAGCAUCAUGAGUCCAGACAGUGCGAGAGUGCCAAGUUUCUACAUCUACGUAGAGUUGGCCAUGCUUCGCGAGGUCGGAGAAUCGGCCAACCGGAGUGUGCUCUUCGUCGUCGGCUUCCGCCAGGGCAAUCGCUGGUCUUCAUCCGCCACGCUCACGGCCCUCAACCCCCCCACGCACUCGCCGACCGUCGCCCGGUCCUCAUGUUGCAGCCAUUUCUCCAGGCAUGCCAUGGCCAUCCAUCGCAAAGACGAUUGGCGGGACUGA